Messenger RNA from Stegodyphus dumicola, 1489 nucleotides. RefSeq lists its product as uncharacterized. NCBI's taxonomy places the organism in Eukaryota, Metazoa, Arthropoda, Arachnida, Araneae, Eresidae. The record is from RefSeq and is a predicted model, not a curated record.
AUCAGCGUUGUAGAGCUUCCAUUGAUAUUCUUAUCGGAAAGACAAAAAGUUAUAAAACCACAAUCCUCUGUGAUAACUGUGCAUAACUCGUUAAAAUAUUAACAGAAUAUUUGCAAAAAUCUAUCAAUUAUCAAAUAUGGAUAGAUGGAAUAUCUCGUUAAAUUCUGCAACGGAAUAUUGUUUUCAACCGUUGCCUGCUACAGAAGGUGAUCGGCAGAGCAUAGAAAUUCCAAUAGAAAAGAUGUUUGACAGGCUGCUUCUUCAUCCGGGCCUUCAGACUAUCUUUCCAGUCUCCGAGAAUCGUGAUGUGAUAAUAAACAUAACGCGAGGUGCUUUGAUGAGUCUCAUAAGGUUCCUUACUUCUGGGACAUGUACCAUUAAUGGCUGGACAGACUGUCUGGUAUUGUAUCACACAGCUACAAUGUAUGAUGUGAGGUAUUUAAAAUGCCUCUGCGAAGAAUUCUUCGCUGAAAAUCCUAUAACUGCAGAGAACGUGCACGAAAUCCAUCCGUUAGCUACGCGCAUGGGAAUAAAUCCAGUUAUUCAAGCAAGCGCAAAAGUUCUGGAUGAACUUUCCCGUGCACAUAGAGGUUCUGUGCCUCCGUAUCACUAUUGUUUCGUGAUAAAUUCAGAAUACAUAGCUCCCUUGCAGUUGAAAGUGCCUUUAGGCAGUAUAAAAUGCAGUUGGUUCGAUGGUUGUGAAGCCGAUGUAGUGAAUGACAUUAUUUUGCAAUCGGCUUCAAGAAAGGGACUCUUUCACAUUCUGGGAAUUCAAAUAAAACUGAAGCUUGAUAAUGCAGACGAUAUGUCUGCACUGAAAAUCUAUGUCGAAGCAUCCAACGAUAAAGAAUACAUUCGAUUCCAAGAACAAAGAUCCAAGAUAACAAGUCUUACUCCAGUUAUAAGGUUCCGGCGGAAUUUAUUGUUAAGACCUGAGCAGUUGGCAUCGAUCCAUGUCACGAUUCAUAAUAUAAAGCCAAAGUAUUGCUCUACGUUAAAGAAAACAUGUGCUUUUCAAAGUUUCAAAGAAGGCAAACUGAUAGCUACUUUUAAAUCAAAUCGAACUGGCUCAAACAAGAACGAAACUCGAUUUUUUAUAGAAAGUGUAUUAUAUGUGAGACAAUAUCCAAAAGCAGUUUUAUGAAUGUAAUUUAGGAUGACUUUGCAAAGAAGUAACUUACCAGAUUAAAUUCAGAAUACUUGUAAAAUAUGGUCAAAAUUUCUCAUUGGUUUAUAAUUUCCUUCUGUUAAAAACUCAUAAAAAUAGACUGUUUUGAUUAAAAUUACUGUGUUACAAAACGCUGAACACUAUUUAUUACUUUUGUUAAAAAUUCAUAAAGAGGAUAUCAAGUUUUGAUUUGUAAUUAUCGUAUUGCUUAACAAUGAACAUUAUUUAGUGCUUUUGUUAAUUCAAAGAAAUAGAGUUUUAAUUCAUAUUACUAUAUUGUAUAAUAAUAAAUAUUAUUUUUUGAUUUUUUAACUCAUAAAA